Dictyostelium discoideum AX4 is the source of this 2034-nucleotide messenger RNA. RefSeq lists its product as hypothetical. The transcript has a single exon. The record is from RefSeq and is a predicted model, not a curated record. NCBI's taxonomy places the organism in Eukaryota, Evosea, Eumycetozoa, Dictyosteliales, Dictyosteliaceae. The coding region runs from base 1 to 2034 and encodes 677 amino acids.
AUGAUAAAUAUUUAUUUAUUUCUUUUAAUUAAUUUAUUAAUACAAACAUCAUCAUCAUCAUCAUCAUCAACAUCAUCAUUAUUAUUAUUAUCCACACAACUACCUUCACCUACAACAACAACAACCACACCAACACCAAUAUUACCACCAACACUAACAUUAUUUGUAAAUAGUAAUAGUCCUAUAAAAUAUAAUAAUAGUAAAUGUGGUAAUAUAGAUAAUAAUGAACCACCAUGUAUUAAACUAGGGGAUGCAGGUGAUAGAGCAAGAUCAUUCCUUUUAAAUAAUUUUACAAGUUCUACUCAAUUAAUAAUCCAAUUAACAAAUCCAUUUUAUAAUAUAACCAAUAAUGAUUCAACAUCAGUUUUGGGUAAUUUAUUUGGAUUUUCGUCAAUAUAUAUAAACAAUUAUAUUAAUAACACCAAUAAUAAUAAUAACAAUAUAAUAAUCAAUAGUGAAAAUAAUAAUAUAAAUUUACCAUUUUUAACAAUUAAACAAACUAAUCAAUAUCAAUUAAAAUAUAUGGAUAUAAGAAUUAGUAAUUUCACAUUCACACAAUUUAAUAAUAACACAACAAUAUUUGAUAUUCAAACCAAUGCUUCAACAUUAUCAUUAUUUCAUAUUUAUAAUUCAAAUUUUUAUCAGAUUAAUGGUGUAAUAGUAAAUUCAAUAUCAAUUAAUAAUAAUACAGCUAAUAAUAAUAAUAAUAAUAGUAAUAAUAAUAAAUUAACAUUAAAUUCAAUUAUAAUUGUAUCAUGUACUUUUAAUAAUACAAAUCCAACUUUAUUACCAACAUUUAAAAUUAUAAAUUCAAAACUUCAAAUUUUAACAAGUACUAUUAAAAAUUCUAAAUUUUCAAAUAAUUCAUUCAUUAGUAUUGAAAAUGGUGGAAUAAGAAUGUUUUCAUCGACAAUUAAAUAUAAUGAUUUCUAUGAUACAACAAGCAACAAUAAUAAUAAUAAUAAUAAUAAUAAUAAUAAUAAUAAUAAUAAUAAUAAUAAUAAAAAUAAUAAUAAUAAUAAUAUAUCACCUUUUAUAUUCUUAUUAAAUUGUAAUACAAAUAUUAGAUUUGAAUCAAAUUUAAUAACUCAAAAUAAUAAUUUAAAUAGUUUUUUAAGUAUUUUCCAAAAUGAAUCAAUUCAAUUUUAUCAAAGUCAAAAUAAUGGACAAUUACAAUUAUAUCAAUAUGAUUAUAUAAUAGUUAAUGAUUUGAAUAUUAAUCUCAAUCAAUUCUUAGAUGUUACCACCUCAUCUGAUAAUGCUAUUUCAUUGAUAAGUAUUCAAUUUACUGAUAAUAUUUCAAAUAAUUUUAAUAAUAAUUUUACAUUUCAAGAUAUUUCAAUUCAAAAUAAUUUAAAUUAUACAAACAGUAAUGGUGAUAGUAGUAGUAGUGAUAAUGAUAAUAAUAGUGGAAUGUCAUUAUUUUCAUUAAAUAAUUGUGGUGCUUAUACUUUUAAUAAUGUUCAAUUUAGGGAUAAAGGAAUAGGUUUUAGUGAUUUAAAUUUAAUUAAUUCAACAGUAAAUUUAAUUAAUAGUGUACUCUUUUCAAGUUAUCCAAUUAUUGGUAAAAACUCUUAUAUCUCAAGUGAUACUCAAACCUAUAUUUCAAAUACUGAUGAAAUUUAUCUAUGUGAUCAAUGUUAUUUCAAUGGUGAAAUUAAAAAAAAUCCAAAAAAUUUAACAUCUUCUCAAAAGCUUUUAAUUGGUUUAUUAGUUAGUGGUUGUGUUCUCCUAGUGCUAGCUACAUUGUUUAUUUUCUAUAGGGUCACUCUAAAGAAAACAGUUGACUCUAUGCUUGAAAAACGUGCUAAAAAUAGAAUGGAUUUAAAAUUCUCUCAAUUGGAUCAUAUACCAAGUGCUGAUGAAAAUCAAUCUCUUUUACAUGUUAGCAAUGGUGAGGCUGAUAUCGAUGAUGGUAGUGGUGGUACUGAUAGUAACUAUCAAAGAGAAAAAUUACAAAUAGCUGGCGAGGUUGACAAUUUAUUCUUUUAUCAAGAUGAUAAUAGUAUUAAUAUUAGUAAAAAACAAUUUUAA